GUAAUCUCAUUCAACUCAGUCUUUUGGAAGAAGAAGUCCUCGCUCUACACUGUUCCCAUUUCUGCGUUGUACUUUCGAAACUCAUGCGGCAUCUUGGCAGCUACGUCGGGAACAAAAAGUCCAAAGUUUCCACUUGGCAUCCGAUUCUUGGAUGGUUUGUACAGACACUAGACAACGAUCUCCUCGCUGCGAUGCCCUUCGUCACCAAACAGCUCCGACUGUUGUGGAACAAUCGUAUGGUUCACCUCCUAUUCGGUGACCUCUAUGCACAAGCCGAGUUAGACAACGAAGGGGACAGGCCCUCUCAAGCCGCAUCGACUUCAAAAACAUCGAAAGUGCCAUCCAUACCCAGUGGUUCAUCGUAUCAAAGAUCUAAUCAAUCUGGCCUCAAUGCUGACCGUUCUCCUGACCGUGUGCGUCACGGUUUGGGUCAUUUUUUGGGCCAGUUGGCGAAGCGGAAUCGUCUAAAGGUCCCCCUGAAAAAACUCAACGGAGACGAUUCCUCUCUCACUCGCCUUCACUCUACUUAUUUGGGACCUCACAAUCUUCCACAUUCCCUGAAAGCCGUAUGCAUGCUCUAUUGCUUCACUGUGGGCAGUUUGAGACAGAUAAGAAAUGAUAUUUUGGCAGGGAGAGUUUUGCGACCAGGGGAGAAUGUGCGCUCAGGUUUCGCCUGUGUACGGUCCAACUGA
Messenger RNA from Dicrocoelium dendriticum, 692 nucleotides. Lineage: Eukaryota; Metazoa; Platyhelminthes; Trematoda; Plagiorchiida; Dicrocoeliidae. The record is from the annotation of a GenBank genome assembly.